GAGAAAAGAAAAAAAGAAAGAAAAGCUGAGGAGAUUCUCGGCAUCUCCGAAUCGAAUCUGAGAGAGAAGAAGCGAAAUUAGCUUCGAGAUCGAUGUUCGAGGAAUUAGAUGCAUGAAGUUGGAUUACCGGUGGAUCUCAAAUUCUUCACGCAGCUUGUCUUGACGCUCUUCUUCCUCUCCAUCGGUGUCCUCUUCUUUGUCAAACGCACGGCGGCUAAGUACUUCGAGGUCGGCGGCUCCGGUGGUUUCGACAGCGACCACCGCCGAGACUUCAUGGUUUCCGACACGUCCGUAUGCGCUGUCUGUGGGAAGCUCUCCACCAAGCAAUGCUCUCGUUGCAAAUCCGUUAAAUACUGCUCUGCGGAUUGCCAAGCGUCAGAUUGGAAAUCGGGACAUAAUCGAAAAUGCAAUUCAUCACCUGUUAGAAGAGAUGACCUCGAUUUCAAAGCUUCUCUGUUCGGGAAUAGGUCUGCUUCUAAGAUUGCAUUGGUUCCUCAGCUAAGACAAAGCAAGGCUGUCCUCAAGCCAAGAGAUGUUCUUUUCCCAUACGAAACUUUUGUUAAAUAUUUUAACUGGGACAAGCCUAUAUUGGCUCCUUGUGGGCUCAUCAAUUGUGGAAACAGCUGUUUUGCUAAUGUGGUUCUACAAUGCCUUUCCUGGACACGCCCUCUUGUUGCAUACCUUAUGGAGAGAGGCCACAAGAGAGAAUGUCGGCGCAAUGAUUGGUGCUUUUUCUGUGAAUUUGAAACUCAUCUCGACAGAGCAAACCUAAGCCGGUUUCCUUUUUCACCAAUGAACAUUAUCUCGAGGUUGCCUAACAUUGGUGGAAAUCUUGGGUAUGGGAGACAGGAAGAUGCUCAUGAGUUGAUGAGGUUUGCAAUUGACAUGAUGCAAUCUGUUUGCCUCGAUGAGUUUGGUGGAGAGAAAGUGGUGCCUCCCCGUGCCCAAGAAACAACACUUAUCCAAUAUAUAUUUGGCGGUAUCCUUCAGUCACAGGUCCAAUGUACUGUUUGCAGUAAUGUUUCUGAUCAAUAUGAGAAUAUGAUGGAUUUAACCGUUGAGAUCCACGGGGAUGCGGUAUCAUUGGAGGAAUGUCUCGAUCAGUUCACAGCUAAAGAGUGGCUUCAGGGAGAUAACCUUUACAAAUGUGAUAGAUGUAAUGACUAUGUGAAGGCAUGCAAGCGCCUUUCAAUUCGUUGUGCUCCAAAUAUUCUUACAAUUGCCUUAAAAAGAUUUCAGGGUGGGAGAUUCGGUAAACUGAACAAAAGAAUCAGUUUUCCUGAGACAUUUGAUCUUGGCCCUUACAUGAGCAGCGGGAUGGAAGGAUCUGAUAUAUACAAACUCUACGCUGUGAUUGUCCAUUUAGACAUGUUGAAUGCCUCGUUUUUCGGCCAUUACAUAUGCUUUGUUAAGGACUUCCGCGGAAACUGGUACAGAAUAGACGAUUCUCAGGUGGCAAAAGUAGAGCUAGAAGAUGUCCUUUCUCAACGAGCAUACAUGCUCCUCUACAGCAGGGUUCAGACUAGACCAUCAAGUCUUAGAUCCGAAGAAGUUCAAAAGGAGAAGAAAACAGAUGCAUUGAACACAGAAUCUAGCCAAGGUGGCUCUGUUGAGAGUUCUGGGGUGGGAGCAAAUGAUACCAGUGUGUCCUCGCUGUGCAAUGGCAUCAUCUCACAUUCAGAAGAUCGUGAAUGCAAAAAUGAAUCAUCAUCAUCCGCAACUGUCUCUGAAAAAGGAAAAGAAGUUGACGAAAGAGUUGAUGCAGUAGAUUCCGAGUCAAACCCUUCUAUUGAAAUGGAACAUGAAUCUGGAACAGAUCAUCAUCAAGAACAAGAAGAAGCAAAUGCGAAAGAAGAUCCAACGGUUGAAAAUCUGGUUGUUGACACUUCUUGUUCGGACAUAACUACCUCAUCUCAGUCUGCUGCUACAGACUCCAAACCCUCAGAGAAUGAAGAUCCAGACACUGAGAUGAUCGAUGCUGCUAAAUGAAUCCAAAAAACGCUGGUGGAGUCACAACAUUUUUUCAUGGCUCUUGAAAAUCGAUAAGGGGAGCUUCUAACUUAACAAUAAUGCUGGUGAAAAAUUACUUUAGACGCUGCGACUUCCCAAGAUUGGGGGAUCCUGGAAUUUCCAUAUUUAGAAGAAGUCUAGGUUCUUACUGGUGAAUUCCCAAGAUUGUUACUUAGUGAUAUGAAAUAGAGAUUCAGGAUCCGGAAGCACGUAGGUAAGCUAUUCUUUUGAUGUUUAUUUGUCUUUUGAAAUAGAUUCUUACCAUUGAACACAAAACUCUAAUAGCAAGAAAGAUUAAUGGAGGAACACAGUGACAACUUUUGUGGCUUA
Eutrema salsugineum is the source of this 2340-nucleotide messenger RNA. RefSeq names its product ubiquitin carboxyl-terminal hydrolase 19. Gene Ontology annotation, biological process: protein deubiquitination. Bases 109 to 1989 code for a protein of 626 amino acids. Lineage: Eukaryota; Viridiplantae; Streptophyta; Magnoliopsida; Brassicales; Brassicaceae. The record is from RefSeq and is a predicted model, not a curated record. The transcript has 10 exons. Gene Ontology annotation, cellular component: cytosol; nucleus. Gene Ontology annotation, molecular function: cysteine-type deubiquitinase activity; cysteine-type endopeptidase activity.